AUGGAGGGACCGGUGACUGGUUGGCACUUUAAAUCCGCCACAAUCAGCUGUAGGCCACAUCACGAAAAUGCAACACAGGUACUGUGCUCUUGGCGAACUGGGUGGCGCUUAACGAUUGGGCCAUGUAAAUAUCCCUGCACAGAGGAUGAUAUAGGCAAUCUUACUGCACCAUAUAAAGGAAAAUGGCAGCGCGUUUCUGGAAAUGGAUCCGUAACAAACAUUACAGACCUAGGAUACUACGUCACAGGCAUAGACAAAAUUUACAAUUGGCAACAAGGGUACAAUGUAUUCGUGAAUACUCUCCCAGACCCUGGUGUGUUUCAGUUUAGAUAUCAAGACUGUUGCCGGCUGGCUGUAGAUGUACAUACGGGAAGAAAUGUAAGACCUAAAUAUGCAAUUAUAACCGAAUAUAAUGGCGGUUAUCGAAGCGACACGGGAAAGCCAAAUGCAAGCCCCAUAACGUCAAGUCUCCCAAUCGUUCAGAUGGAGUUAUCAUGCGGUUAUCGGUUCGACAUCCCAUACUCUGAUCCAGAUGGAGAUAAUCAGUUUAUUAUUAUUAUUAUUAUUAUUAUUAUUAUUAUUAGGAUGGAGUUAUCAUGUGGUUAUCACUUUGACAUCCCAUACACUGAUCCAGAUGGAGAUACUGUCAGAUGCCGCUGGGCAGUAGGCGAUGAGUGUGCCAAUAUCUGUGGACCACUACCGAAUUCAACUUUGUUUCCAAACUGUACACUCGUCAUCCCAGCUUCUGCCCACGAUGCUUACCAAGUUGGGAGAUACAAGUUUUACGCCGUUGCAAUAAUGCUGGAAGAUUUCCCGAAAACAGAUAUAACACAGGGUGGCGUGGCGAAAAACGGAACAACUCCUUUGUCAAAGGUCCCAUUGCAGUAUGUCGCACAGAGAAAGGAUGGCUGCAUUUGCAAAGACCGCCCAAAAUUUAGGAAUUCUUCAGUGACGGAUGUCAUACCUGUUGGAAAGAAUUACGAGAAACAAAUAAUAGCAACUUCCGAAGGCGGAAUCCGUUCCAUCAACGUCACUCAGCUGGUUGGUUCCAUCGUGAAUCAUAUAGUUUCUACAGAUAACAACUCUUACACAGUAACGGUGAUGUGGACCCCAACCUCUCAGCAGCUCGGCUAUACCCUGCUUUGCUAUCAAGCCUAUGACAUUAAUAAGUAA
Lingula anatina is the source of this 1173-nucleotide messenger RNA. RefSeq lists its product as uncharacterized. The record is from RefSeq and is a predicted model, not a curated record. NCBI's taxonomy places the organism in Eukaryota, Metazoa, Brachiopoda, Lingulata, Lingulida, Lingulidae.